Messenger RNA from Gracilinanus agilis (Agile Gracile Mouse Opossum), 2163 nucleotides. RefSeq names its product zinc finger protein 850-like. Bases 1 to 2163 code for a protein of 720 amino acids. The record is from RefSeq and is a predicted model, not a curated record. Lineage: Eukaryota; Metazoa; Chordata; Mammalia; Didelphimorphia; Didelphidae. The transcript has 5 exons.
AUGGCAUUUGGCUGGAGUGUAGGCCUCAUUAGAAAUCCAAAAAGUAAAUGUGUGGAGAUGGUUCCUUUCAGUAAUAAAGGCAGGAGAUCUUUCAGUCAGAACUCUGAGCUUGAUUCACAUCAAAGAAUCCAUAAUUACGAAUGUAAACAAUGUGGGAAGAUUUUCAAAUAUAGGGACAGUCUUGCUGUACAUCAGAGAAUCCACAUUGGAGAGAAACCUGAUGAAUGUAAACAAUGUGGAAAGGUGUUUGCACAGAGGGGACAACUUGUUAGAUAUCAGAGAUUCCACACUGAAGAGAAACCUUAUGCCUGUAAACAGUAUGGAAAGGCUUUCACAAUGAUGCAGAGUCUUGCUGAACAUCAGAGAAUCCACACUGGAGAAAAACCAUAUGAAUUGAGGCACAGUCUUACUCAACAAAAGAGAAUUCACUCUGGAGAGAAACCAUAUCAAUGUGAACAAUGUGGAAAGACUUUCAGACAAAGGAUGACUUUUUACUUACAUCAGAGAAUCCACUCUGGAGAGAAACCUUAUGAAUGUAAGCAGUAUGGAAAGACUUUUACACAUAGGGGUGAUCUUUCCAGACAUCAGAAAAUCCACACUGGAGAGAAACCUUAUGAAUGUAAACAGUGCGGAAAGAGUUUCAUACAGAGGAACCAUCUUGCCACGCAUCAGAGAAUCCACACUGGAGAGAAACCUUUUGAAUGUAAACAAUGUGGAAAAACUUUCACACGGAGGGGAAGGCUUUUCAUACAUCAGAGAAUCCACACUGGAGAGAAACCUUAUGAAUGUAAACAAUGUGGAAAGAGUUUCAAACAGAGGGACCAUCUUGCCACGCAUCAGAGAAUCCACACUGGAGAGAAACCUUAUGAAUGUAAAGAGUGUGGAAAGGCAUUCACAGAAAGGAGCAAUCUUUUUAUACAUCAGAGAAUCCACACUGGAGAGAAACCUUUUGAAUGCAAACAGUGUGGAAAAACGUUCACACGGAGGGGCAGGCUUUUUAUACAUCAGAGAAUCCACACUGGAGAGAAACCUUAUGAAUGUAAACAAUGUGGAAAGGCAUUUGUAGUGAGGCAUAGUCUUACUGAACAUCAGAGAAUCCACACUGGAGAGAAACCUUAUGAAUGUAAACAAUGUGGAAAGGUAUUUGCAGCGAGGUACAGUCUUACUGAACAUCAGAGAAUCCACACUGGAGAGAAACCUUAUGAAUGUAUGCAAUGUGGAAAGAGUUUCACACAGAGGAGUGGUCUUGCUAAACAUCGGACAAUCCACUCUAGAGAGAAACCUCCUGAAUGUAAACAGUGUGGAAAGACUUUCUCACAAAGGGGCAGGCUUUUUAUACAUCAGAGAAUACACACUGGAGAGAAACCUUAUGAAUGUAUACAAUGUGGAAAGAGUUUCACACAGAGGGGUGGUCUUACUAACCAUCAGAGAAUCCACUCUGGAGAGAAACCUUAUGAAUGUAUACAAUGUGGAAAGGCAUUCACAGAAAAGAGCAGUCUUUUUAUACAUCAGAGAAUGCACACUGGAGAGAAACUUUCUGAAUGUAAACAGUGUGGAAAAACUUUCACACGGAGGGGCAGGCUUUUUAUACAUCAGAGAAUCCACACUGGGGAGAAACCUUAUGAAUGUAAACAAUGUGGAAAGGCUUUCACACAGAAGAUCAGUCUUACUAGACAUCAGAGAAUCCACACUGGAGAGAAACCUUAUGAAUGUAAACAAUGUGGAAAGAGUUUCAUACAGAGGAGUGGUCUUGCUAAACAUCAGAGAAUCCACUCUGGAGAGAAACCUUUUGAAUGUAAACAGUGUGGAAAGACUUUCUCACAAGGGGGCAGGCUUUUUAUACAUCAGAGAAUCCACACUGGAGAGAAAUCUUAUGGAGCAAAAAUAUUUCUGAGUAAGAGCUCCCCUGUAGCUUGUCAGUUGAUGACAGAAGGUGUGGCUGAUCGUUGGCAGGAGCAGUCUUACCAUCAGAAAAUCCACCCUGGAGAGGAUCCUUAUAAAUGUAAACAGUGUGGAAAGACUUUUGCAGUGAGGGCCCAUCUUGCUAGACACCGGACAGUCCACACUGGAGAGAAACCUUAUGAAUGUAAACAAUACAAAAAGACUUUUAAAGUGAAGGACUCUCUUGCCAGACACCAGACAAUCCACUAUCUGGAAACCUAA